AUGGCAGCGGGAAAAAAGAAAGCACCACAACAUCAGCCGCCACAACAUCAACAGCAGCAGCAGCAGCUACAGCAGCAGCUACAGCAGCAGCAGCAGCAACAACAACAACUAAAAUCCCAAAAGUGCCCGGACGGAUGCACACUAAUACCUUGGAGAGCUGGCAGAUGUUUGGCGUGGGAUGUUACGGUCCCUAGCACCCUUGCCGAACGAUAUGUAAACCUGACAAGUAAAGAAUGCGGUUUCGCCGCGGCCAGGGCAGCGGACGGGAAAAUGAAAAAAUAUGGGAACGCCCUCCCCUCGAUGAAAUUCUUGCCAAUAUGUAUCGAGGUUCUCGGCCCGAUGGACCCCAACACCCUUAAAUUUCUUAAGGCAAUAUGUAAAAUGAUCAACGAGGCGAUAGACGACAUGGAAGCGGACGUUGAUGACGUCACUAGCAACGACGAUGAUGAAUUUGACGCCAAGGUUCUCGAAUUCGAAGUCUUCGAUCCGAAGACCAAACAGAACCACAAAGGAAAGUUCGUCAGGGUUACUGGCAAGCCCGGUGAAGGGCUCGCCAGUAACCCUCACCGCUGCCCCAUCAAGUACCAACUUUUUUUUGAUGGAAAGCCAAUUGAGGAGAACGCCCUAGAAGGGCCCAACAACGAGCUGGCUAACCUUUAUGAUGAAGGAGGUGACGGAGUUAAUUACUUGGCCUAA
Helobdella robusta is the source of this 696-nucleotide messenger RNA. RefSeq lists its product as hypothetical. The coding region runs from base 1 to 696 and encodes 231 amino acids. The record is from RefSeq and is a predicted model, not a curated record. Lineage: Eukaryota; Metazoa; Annelida; Clitellata; Rhynchobdellida; Glossiphoniidae. The transcript is spliced from 3 exons.